AUGAGGAUUACACAACUGUUAUAUAUCUCGAGUGUGGUUAUCGCAUCGAUCGAGGCGGUGGAAUAUCUAAUUCGCUUCGAGACGAAGAAGGCCAAGUGCCUGAAUCCACCCAGAACUGCGAGGAAAGUGGAGUCGGUGAUAAACGAGUGCCAGGAUGAGGUGCGCAAUAAGUUGGUUAAUGAGGCCUAUGAGAUACUCAAAGAGCAGGUGUCCCACAAACAACCGCCCGUUGAUCCCAACGAUGACUCCAUCGACUUUAUCUGGCCAUCUGUCCCAGGAGGCUCUUCCUCCAUCGAUCAGCCCCCCAACAUCAGUCAGUACGAGUAUAUAGUCUACGAUGAGCCCGAACCACAUCGCCAUAUUGCCCGACUUAUGAAGAACAUCCGACGUCUGGAUGUGGCCAGUUCGGGCAUUUACCAUCCCACUUUGGUGCCUCUGGAAGACAAACGCAUUGCGGGAUGCCUGCUGCAUUGCGUAUACGCCAAGAAUAACGCCAUCGACCAGAAGGGUUGGCCCACCCUGGACGGACUGGUCCACUUUUACUCCGAGGGCGUCCACGAGCACGGGUUCUUCAUGGCCACGCUGCGGUCCGUGAACCUCUGCCUCCGGACAAUGACCGCCCGGUACGAAGUGAACCGCAAGGAGCUGCCCAAGAAAGGUGAAAGCUGCGAUCUGGCUUUUGAUGUCUUCGACUGCAUAUCCGACCAAAUUACCGGCUACUGUCUGGAUCAAUACAGCAGAUAUUAAUUAGUUACUCAGUGUGUCUAGUGUGCUUCGCGAAUAAAUGUUUAGUGCAAGUUGAAUUCCAGUUUGUAUCGGU
This is a messenger RNA of Drosophila takahashii, 820 nucleotides long. It is a transcript of the gene Obp73a, whose product is annotated as Odorant-binding protein 73a. Gene Ontology annotation, molecular function: odorant binding. NCBI's taxonomy places the organism in Eukaryota, Metazoa, Arthropoda, Insecta, Diptera, Drosophilidae. The record is from RefSeq and is a predicted model, not a curated record.